AUGGUGACUUUCAACUGUGAGGUCUGCAACGCCACCGUUCCAAAGAAAAAUACCGAAAAGCAUUAUUACAGAUGUUCUAACGCCUAUUACACAUGCAUCGACUGCAACGUCACUUUCGAUGACGGCGUUUCUUAUAAAGCACACACUCAGUGUAUAAGUGAGGACGAGAGGUACCAGGGCGCGCUUUACAAGGGCAAAAAACAAAAGGGGAAAGUACAGCAGAAGCCACCGCAACAUCAACAACAGAAGCAGGAGGAGAAACCACAAAAUAAUGAGAAAAUCACUCCAAAAAUCGCACCUGCGCCGAAGAUAGAGGGUAAGAAGACUGAAAGCAGUGGCACGGAUUCAGAGGGUAAAGCGGCCAAUGCCUCCGGUAUCUCACUUGUGAGCAAAAAAGGAAGCAGCCUGUACAAAAUUCUCAAAUCUGUGAAGAACAAGGACGAGAAAAAAGAUCUGCUGAAGAAACUGGUGGUUGACGGAGAAGGACGUUUGAUUUAUAAGGUAAAAUGA
Molecule: messenger RNA, 510 nt
Organism: Lachancea lanzarotensis
Lineage: Eukaryota; Fungi; Ascomycota; Saccharomycetes; Saccharomycetales; Saccharomycetaceae
Product: LALA0S02e06458g1_1
Exons: 1
Coding region: 1-510 (169 amino acids)
Biological process (GO): negative regulation of transcription by RNA polymerase II; rRNA processing
Cellular component (GO): nucleolus
Molecular function (GO): DNA binding
Source: RefSeq, a predicted model, not a curated record